GGGCUCAAAUAAUAAUAAUACAACAAUGGAAACGCUGCUUUACGUUCUCUCUCUCUAGACUCUGCUUCUCUGCAACGUUUCAACGCCGUCGUUUUGGAACUCCUCGCUUCUCUUCUCCGUUACGUUUUUCAAAAAGCAGAAAAUUAUUAACGCCGAAAUUUGCGAUUUUUCAACCAAUUUUCCUGCAUCGAAUCAAAUUGGGGCGUAACAGAAAUCGGAUCUCAGGAAAAAACACUUUUGCGUAUAAAUAAAUAGAAGUGUAGGGGGCCUUGUUCUUGAUACUGUUUGGAAUUUGUUGAAUGGCGGAGAAAUCAUGCGUCAAGCGCCUUCAGAAGGAAUAUAGAGCCCUUUGUAAAGAGCCAGUUUCUCAUAUUGUGGCUCGUCCUUCACCAAGUGAUAUUCUUGAGUGGCAUUAUGUGUUGGAGGGAAGCGAAGGAACACCCUUUGCAGGUGGAUAUUACUAUGGAAAAAUCAAGUUUCCUGCUGAAUAUCCAUAUAAACCUCCUGGAAUCAGCAUGAUUACUCCUAAUGGACGGUUCAUGACACAGAAAAAGAUCUGUUUGUCUAUGAGUGAUUUUCAUCCAGAAAGUUGGAAUCCUAUGUGGUCUGUUUCAAGCAUACUUACGGGGCUUCUUUCAUUUAUGAUGGACAACAGUCCAACCACUGGCAGUGUAAACACCUCUACUGCUGAGAAGCAGCGUCUAGCAAAAUCUUCUCUUUCUUUCAAUUGUAAGAACGCAACAUUCAGGAAAAUGUUCCCUGAGUAUGUGGAGAAGUACAACCAGCAGCAGCUUUCUGAGCAAGUUGCUUCUGAGCGGGUGUCAUCAGAGAUGUCCCAUGACAAAAGUUCAAAGCCUGUUUUGGACAAGAAUUUAGAUUCUACAAGAGCAGACAUGCAAAGAGUAGGUGAGUUGAAGGAUGUUAGAAAAAACAAGAAGCAACCAUUUCCAACAUGGGUGAUGUUAUUACUCAUCUCCAUCUUUGGGGUUGUAAUGACAUUACCUCUGCUCCAGCUGUGAUGAUAGACAACGAAAUCUUUAUAGGUAUAAGGGUCCACAAAAGGGUUCUCCUGGAACUGGUUCUUUAUGUUCUGCUUAGUUUUUGUCAUGUCUAACAGGAUUUGUAUAGACAAAUGGUGAACAUGGAGGCUGCGUUAAAUCUCUGGGAUGAUUUUACUCCUUUUGUGUCUAUGUUGUCAGCUUCUUGGUUGUGAAUGCUAAGUUACAUGCUUGAUACUUAGUGAUGUUCCUCUAAAUAUGUUUUUAGACUUCUGGUAGUGUGUGUUGGUAAAUACACUACAUAUGCUGCUUGGAUAUGGUCUCCAUUCUACAUAAUGGGUAAAUUUUAUUU
Molecule: messenger RNA, 1350 nt
Organism: Gastrolobium bilobum
Lineage: Eukaryota; Viridiplantae; Streptophyta; Magnoliopsida; Fabales; Fabaceae
Product: ubiquitin-conjugating enzyme E2 34-like
Exons: 10
Coding region: 300-1019 (239 amino acids)
Source: RefSeq, a predicted model, not a curated record